Molecule: messenger RNA, 2347 nt
Organism: Phyllotreta striolata
Lineage: Eukaryota; Metazoa; Arthropoda; Insecta; Coleoptera; Chrysomelidae
Source: the annotation of a GenBank genome assembly
GUUCACUGUGAUUUUUGGAUGUCGUUGCCCAAGAUACCAAAUUCGGAUAAAAAUUACUCGAAUUUCGAAAACAACACAAGAAAUUUACUAAUUACUUACCGAAAAAUAAUAACUCCAUUACACACAUUCCACAAGUAAUUGUAAUGUCCCAUCCGAAAUUGUACUCGCAAUUUCCCUCUCCAAAAACUAUAAAACUUGUACUUUCUUUUCCUAACUUAGGAGUACACUACAGAUCUGUCGAUGAUGCCUAACCUGUUUGUCAAUAAACCCGUCAAAGUCGAUAGUUCUCUCGUAUAUCCCCAUAGCACAAAAAUAGCUUGUAAUGGAAAAGAAAAAAGCGACUCAAACUCACCGCAAAUCGAAGGGCGAAGAAUUCCACAGGAAGGCCAGCAGGACGUCGAAGGGCCCCGUCGGCGACAACCAAACUCAAACCAACAAGCACUUCCAGCGCCCCUCCAAAGAUUUUUCGGAGUAUCCAGAAGCUCCUAGCAGCUCCCACACCUCCACAUUGGCCUCCAUCGCCGAUCUAUCCGACCACCCGCUCUCGCCCACCACCAUAAAAAAAAUCAAAAAAUUCGUGCCGAAAAAGCGGCCCGAAGUCUCCGCCAAACUCCGAAGAGUUUUAACGUCGAAGGUGAAGAAACCGAUGCCGUUCAUUGCGCGCGGCAAACAAUCGACCGGCAAGUACCAGGACGAGUUGAUCUUCGACUACCCGAAGGACAUGUCGCUGUUCUCGUCGAUGCUGGAGAGCAAAGCGUGGCGAAGAGGCCAGCAGAUCACCAGCCUGAAGAAGAACCUCCAAGACAGGAAAUCAUUCUGGCAAACGUUGAACUCCAACCUGCACGAGAGGCUCUUCGUCGAAGACGACGACAAGUACAUCAGCACCUGCAUCGAGGACAUCGAUCCCGAAUACAAGAGGAUCGUUAAAGGUAGACCGAUUGCGGAUAACGUGUCGUUAGGUGACUACAUACAGAUGAACAGGGAUUUGUUGAAAUUGAAAAUCAUGAUCGGUUAUCGCGAAGACGAUCUAGCGUUGGUGAACACCCACUUGAAAACCGAGACCAGAAUGAUCGAAUUGAUCGAAUCGAACUUUCAAAAAUACGUCAAUAUAUUCCUGGAGUUCCUUAAACGCGACUACGAAAUCGCCAACAAUCUAUUGAGCCGCUCCAAUAAAGUAGUCAUCGAGUUGAUGGCGGCCAACGAGGACCACCGCUACGUCUUGCAGAAGCUCCAAGGCAUCAAGAGCCAGCUGUUCAAGUCGGAGGCGCGCUGGCGCCUGGUCAAAUGGUACGAGAAAUUCCUCUACGAAAUAUCCCCCUUGCAUUGGAAGAAGGAGAACACCAACAGCCUGAUGCGCGCCCUCCAGCACAAAUCCUGCCUGGAGCUGUUCGAAGACAUCAACAGCGACACCGACAUCACGCUGGAGGAGAUCGCGGCGACCGUCGAACGCGAAUGCUGCGACGACGAGGACCCGGUGUUGUUCUUCACCGAAACCGGCCAGAUACUCGACUAUUUCAUCUACAUGGAGGAGCAGAACUUCAACAGUUUGCUCUACAACGAAGAGCUCCGGCAACCGUUGGCGUUGAUCAAGGCGGAGAUGCAAUCGGCGGCGCGCAACUUCGACGGCACCAUCGACCACCUGCGCACCUACAUCGACGGCCUCGAGGAGGGCAUCAAGUGGGAGGAGGAGCGCGCCAGGAACCUGGAGCAGAUCGCCCACGAUCUGAUAUUCACGCACUUCAAGAGGAUCAUCGCCACGACGGACGUGCUGAACAUCCACUGCUUCGUCGAGGACGUCUACGAGUCGAUCAUCGAGCGGAACACCACCAACAUGAACGCCAUACAAAUGGCCACCGCCAUCGAGGACUUCUACAUGCGCGAGCUCUUCGUCUUGGACCAGAUUCCGGCUAGCGAAGUGGCUGUGAUACAGACGGUGACGAUACAGAAGACGCAGAAGAUGAUGAUAUUGGCCGAGCAGGCUCGCAAGGCCUUCACCGAGUUGGAUAACACGCUGAGGGGAAUGAAGAAAGGCUACGUUUCGUUCGUGAAGCCUUUGCACAAACCUUUGAUGUUCAGAUCGGCCCCGAAGGAGGAGUACAGGCCGCCCCCGCCGCCGCCGAAGGAGAGGCCUCAGACGCAAUUGGAUUAUCUGGAGCACUUUACCGACUAUUGCAGAUACUACGACAAUCCCAAGGAUUACGGUAUACAAGUAGGCGAUAGUGACGAUGAGAAAGCUUAAUUGUAGAUUUUUAAUGGUAUAUUGUAUACAGGAUGUCCCGAAAUGCCAAUAUUCUAAAUAUUCUAGUCGCAAUAUUUGUAUGUAAAUAUACACAUUUUAUUAAAGUAA